AGAAACUGGAAAAAAGAAUAGGAAACAAGACAAGAAAGAGUCAAGGACGACGAAAUUCUGGCAAAAUCAAUAUACGAACAUCAUGUCCAACCAAGCCGCGUGGAUCGACAAGGAGCCAAGCAACCCUCUGAGGGUUGGACCAGCCGAUAUCCCAGUCCCAGGCGAUGAAGAUAUCGUUGUGAAGAACCACGCAAUUGCAAUUAAUCCCGUGGACUGGAAAAUCCAGGAUUACAAGUUCAUUGUCCAGAACUGGCCUUUCAUUCUGGGGACUGAUGUUGCCGGUGAGGUACAUGAAGUCGGCAAGAACGUGACCAAAUUCAAGAAAGGCGACCGAGUGCUCGGCCAUGCCAUUUCAUUAGCAACGCAAAAGCCAGAGGACGGAGGGUUUCAGCUGUAUACCAGAAUCCAGUCGUCUUACGCUGCCAAGCUUCCAGACAGCAUUUCGUUUACCGAAGGCGCAGUGCUCCCUCUCGCCAUUGACACUGCUGGACAUGGCCUAUAUGCCAAGGAGGAUGGUUUCUUCGGACUUCCAUAUCCGUCCUUGGAGCCAAAGUCGAUCAAUAAGACCAUCGUCGUCUGGGGCGGCUCUUCGUCAGUCGGUGCUCUCGCGGUCCAGCUGGCAAUCGCAUCCGGCGUCAAAGUAAUCGCAGUUGCGAGCAAGCACAAUCAUGACUUCGUGAAAAAGCUGGGCGCCAGCGAAGCCAUCGACUACAAUGAUCCGAACGUUGUCGAUGAUGUGGUGAAGGCUGUCAAGGCUGCCGGCGGCGACUUCAUUGGCGUCUAUGAUGCCAUCUCAUUGGAAUCAUCUUUCAAGCAUGUCGUCCCAAUCGCCGAGAAGCUUGGUGGCGGUACUGUAGCUACCACGAUGGAUGGUCCAGAGAGCAAGCCAUCAAGCAUCAAGUUUGGAAAAAUCUUCGCUAUUAAUGCUGUGAAUCAUCCGCUUUGGGAGAAGUACAUCACACCUGCGUUGGAGCAGGGUAAGCUGAAGGCAGUACCAGAGCCGCUAGUCAUCGGCAAGGGCCUCGAGAGUGUUCAGAAGGGUAUGGACAAGAACAAGGCUGGCGUCAGUGCUAAGAAGGUCGUGGUCGAGCUCUGAACAACUGCCUUUGGAAGCAUCGUAGAUCAAACUCAAUAGAGAAUUGAUUCAUUACGAGCCGAGCUACUGUGUAUGAUCAGAUAUGGUCCUGUUCCCAGUCUGUGUAGUGUUGAGCGACUCCCAGCAGUCGCGAGGCGCCCAUGUGGGAUGCAUCUCUUUCACCCGCCUUUCGUCUCUUUUUCAUACUGGCUUUUCACGCUUCCACCUCACCUUCUCGUAUCUCACGCUUCAGCAUCCUGAUUCUCGGUCCGUAUGGCCACGAUCACGGCACAGCCCUUUGAUCCUCUGCUGAGAUGUGACGCGAUUCCGACACCUUCGUAAGGAGACAUUCGCUUGUGCAAAGCUGUUCUCAACGUGGGACGAC
Messenger RNA from Pseudocercospora fijiensis CIRAD86, 1460 nucleotides. RefSeq lists its product as uncharacterized. The coding region runs from base 83 to 1096 and encodes 337 amino acids. Gene Ontology annotation, molecular function: oxidoreductase activity, acting on NAD(P)H. The transcript has 3 exons. NCBI's taxonomy places the organism in Eukaryota, Fungi, Ascomycota, Dothideomycetes, Mycosphaerellales, Mycosphaerellaceae. The record is from RefSeq and is a predicted model, not a curated record.